Messenger RNA from Dendronephthya gigantea, 1309 nucleotides. RefSeq names its product renalase-like. The record is from RefSeq and is a predicted model, not a curated record. Bases 38 to 1126 code for a protein of 362 amino acids. The transcript is spliced from 4 exons. Gene Ontology annotation, molecular function: oxidoreductase activity, acting on NAD(P)H. Gene Ontology annotation, cellular component: extracellular region. Lineage: Eukaryota; Metazoa; Cnidaria; Anthozoa; Malacalcyonacea; Nephtheidae.
UUUUAUAGACAUAAUAUACUAAGGUUUCCCACAAAUAAUGAGCGUAAAACCUUACAAAUUGCUUAUAGUCGGUGCGGGGCUGACGGCUGCUGUUACAAGUGCUUUGAUAAAACAAUGUCUUCCUGGUAGAAAUAUUGAAAUUCACGUCUGGGAGAAAUCUCGAGGAAUUGGUGGUAGAAUGAAUAGUCAUAGAUCAUCAUCUGGUGGCAGGGUAGAUCUUGGUGCUCAAUACAUUACUAGAAGCUCUCAGUAUGCAGAAAAGCACAAGAGAUUUUUUGAUGAUUUAAUACGAAACGACGUUCUGAAACCUCUUCCUGGAAUGAUAGAAGGUGCAACGAUUGAACAGAACAAUGAAGACUUCAUGGCUCCAAAUGGAAUAAACAGCGUUGUAAAAUAUUUCUUCAGUUCCUCGGAUGCGAAAAUAAAGCUAAACACAUUUUGUCGAGAAAUCAACCUGACAUGUCAAAAUAAAGAAACUUCAAAGCACGUCUGGACAGUCACAACAAAAGACGGGAACUCUGAAGAGUUUAAUGGUGUCAUAUUAACCAUUCCUGUUCCACAAAUCUUACAACUCAAUGGAACCUUCCAAGAUGUUCUCAAAAAUUACCAAAGCGAGCUUCAACAAGUCGAGUAUUCCUCUCGCUACGCCUUGGCGCUGUUUUUCCCCGAGGAUACGAAGUUGAAUGUUUCCUGGAUCGCGAAAUAUGUCAAAGAUAAUCCUUGCAUUCGCUUCGUCUCUUUGGACUCUGUGAAGAGAGGAUUUGAUAGUUCAACAUCUGGUUUAUCUAUUUUGAUUCACACAAGCGUCCCGUUUGGAUUGGCAAAUUUAGAAUCGGACAUUGGUGAAGUUGAGAAUAUCAUUUAUCAACAUUUCCAAGAACUGUUUCCCAGUCUUCCUCCCCCAACAUCCACCCGUUGCAUCCGCUGGCGCUACUCACAGGUGUACAAGUCAUAUCCAGGGCAACCAGGAGCGCUUGACGUCAGCACGAAACCGUUGCUUGUGUUGGCAGGAGAUUGCUUUGUCCAUUCAAACUUCAGUGGAUGUGUGGAGUCUGCAAAUGCCGUCCUAAAAAUUCUUCAAAAAGAGUUGAAAAGUAGUAAUACUUGUCAGAGUAGUAAUAUUUGACAAAAAGGAUAAGUUAAAAGAAUGAAUUUUCAAAGAAGAUUCUUUAAAACAUAUACGAUGUUUACCUGGUUUGAAAAUACUUCCCCGAAAAGACAAGUUCUUGAUGAUUGAAAAAAGUCUUUAAUAAAGACUGCUUAAUCCGGCCGAAAAAGAUAUUGCAAAAUAAUGGUAAAACAUGAAAUA